CAGUAGUCGAUUCAAUUCUGCCUUAUAACCUGCCGCCGCGCUGUAAACAUUGACAUUAGCCACAUAUUUAUUAGAAAAUAACAAAUAAACAAAAUGUCACCGAAUUUGGACGAUGAUCCCAAAACCGUGGUGUACCAUAGUUUACCAUGGGUAGAAAAAUAUCGUCCAAAUACUUUGAACGAUCUCAUUUCGCACGAAGAAAUCAUAAAAACUAUCAAUAAAUUCAUCGAUGAAGAUCAGUUACCACAUUUGUUAUUGUAUGGACCUCCUGGAACUGGUAAAACUAGUACUAUAUUGGCAUGUGCCAAAAAACUUUACACCCCUCAACAGUUUAGAUCAAUGGUACUGGAACUAAAUGCUUCUGAUGACAGAGGUAUUGGUAUUGUUAGAGGACCAAUAUUAAAUUUUGCUAGCACAACUACUAUUUACAGAUCAGGUUUCAAGCUUAUCAUUCUUGAUGAAGCUGACGCAAUGACAAAUGAUGCACAAAAUGCAUUGAGGAGAAUUAUUGAAAAGUAUACAGACAAUGUCAGAUUUUGUAUUAUAUGUAAUUAUUUGAGCAGAAUUAUACCAGCACUUCAGUCCCGUUGUACAAAGUUUAGGUUUGGACCUCUAGGUGCUGAACAAAUUUUGCCACGUUUAGAAUUUGUUGUCAAAGAAGAAAAUGUCAAAAUCACUGAAGAUGGCAAAAAAGCACUAAUGACCUUGAGUGAUGGUGAUAUGAGAAGAGUAAUUAACACCUUGCAAAGUACUUGGUUGGCAUAUGGCAAUGUAACUGAACAAAAUGUAUAUUCAUGUGUUGGUCAUCCUUUACCAGUGGAUAUUAAAAAUAUACUCAAUUGGCUUUUGAAUGAAUCUUAUGAAUAUGCUUAUAGCAAAAUUCAAGAUUUGAAAACUAAAAAAGGGCUUGCUCUGCAAGAUAUUUUAACAGAACUGCAAGUUUUGGUGAAUCAAAUCGAUUUUCCUGAUAAUAUACUUAUUGAUCUUAUUGUUAAAAUGGCUGAAAUAGAAAAAAGGGUUCUUUGUGGCUGCAAUGAAACUGUUCAAUUAAAUUCUUUAGUUGCUGCAUUUAUGAAGCCUCGUGAAAUGGAAAUACCUAAAGAUGAUUAAUUAUAAAUUGUAUGAGGUAUUGCAAGUAGUAUUAAGUUUUUCAAUUGUUUUUAAAAAAAAAGAAAUAAAACAAAAUAUUUUGUUGCAAAAUUA
This is a messenger RNA of Trichogramma pretiosum, 1203 nucleotides long. It is a transcript of the gene RfC3, whose product is annotated as replication factor C subunit 5. The record is from RefSeq and is a predicted model, not a curated record. Gene Ontology annotation, cellular component: DNA replication factor C complex; nucleus. Gene Ontology annotation, biological process: DNA-templated DNA replication; DNA repair. The coding region runs from base 94 to 1110 and encodes 338 amino acids. The transcript is spliced from 8 exons. Gene Ontology annotation, molecular function: DNA binding; DNA clamp loader activity; ATP binding. NCBI's taxonomy places the organism in Eukaryota, Metazoa, Arthropoda, Insecta, Hymenoptera, Trichogrammatidae.